Molecule: messenger RNA, 2004 nt
Organism: Amphibalanus amphitrite
Lineage: Eukaryota; Metazoa; Arthropoda; Thecostraca; Balanomorpha; Balanidae
Exons: 6
Coding region: 649-2004 (451 amino acids)
Source: RefSeq, a predicted model, not a curated record
UGGGCGGUCCGCCGGCGGCAGUGAUCGGGAUGAGUCCGGAAACCUCUCCCCUCCCGGUUGUGCAGGAAUGUGAAGCUCGCGCUACUUUCGGUGGUUAAUCUGCGGGCUGAUUCGCCGCGGAAAGGAGAGCGGUGGCGGCAGAGCGCUCGCUGCACCGGUCGGGAGCGCCUCGCCGCGCGGUCGGCGGCGAGUGUGGCGCACCAGCCAAGGCCGGCCGCCGCGCCACGCGGCACGCUGCCGGCGGACUCAGUGGCGCCGCGCGGUCCGACUCGUGCGCGUCGUGGAGGGGUGCGGUCGUGUGUUGCGAGUGAAUCUGGUGAAACUGUCGAAGCACGUGCCAAAGGAAGCUGGCUGGUGUCUGGUCUGUUCGUUGCCAGGACGGCAGUUGCGUGUGGUGUUUUUGUGGACCCAGCUGGCGCGCCGCUGCGGCGAGCGAAGCAGAAAACGCAGACGCGACUGCGUUACGCGCGGGAUUGAUCUGAGGGCGCUGAGAUACUUGUGCUGAUUGCUGAUAAACCGGCGGAGUUUGCGGCUGAGUGGAGUGGAGUGGAGUGGAGUGACUGAACACGGAACUGUCAUCUGACUGAGUGUCAGUGUUGUGCGUUGGUGCGGUGCUCUUGUUCCGGUAUCGUCCGAGCUGCUCCCACGAUGGACGCGCGCGGCCGCCGAGCGAGUCUGGACGCCGGAGGACCCAAGGAGCGGCGGCGCUCCAAAUCUCCGAGCCGCCUGCUGCAUAACCUGCUCGGCUCCUUCCACAAGAAGCUGCCGGAGAUGGCCGUGGAGGCUACCGAGACGCCGGUGCUGAGUCUGGGCGCCGGCACGCGACGCGCCAGCACCACCGCCGCGUCUCCGUCGACGGUGCGUCGCGCGAGUUCGCCGGCGGCUCCGAUCCACCGCGACCGACGCGUGUCGGCGCCGGACGCCGCGCUGCUGGCGUUACCGGGACGGCGCGAGCGGCGCCGAUCGUCGCCGGACCCGCUGCGCGAGCUCGAGCAGCUGCAGGAGAUGUUCGAGGAGGACCGCGCCGCCGACAUCAUGGCCGCCGCCGACUGCGGUGACGCCAACGGCGCGCCGCAGAUGAUCUCCAACGGGCGCGUGGUGCCGCAGCUCACCACCCACUGCUGGGAGCCGACACACGCGCCGCGGCUGAGAGUCACCACCACCACCUCGCUGCCGCUGGAGGGCACCUCGCCGCUCGGGGUGCCCGAGGUGCCCAGUAUCUGCGUGACGGACGCGUCGCCGCAGGUGUCGCCGCGCGUGCAGCGGCGCUCCAUUGAUGACGGCGACUCUGGGUUCGCGCACCAUAUGCGCGGCUCGGCCAGCUUCCCUGACGAUGUGGGAGAGGAAGGAGACCAGGAGUGGCUGCCGCCCGAUGACGGAUUCGAGGAGGAGGAGGAGACGACCGGCUCGGCGGCGCCGGCGACCAAGACAGACCAGAUGGCCCCGCCGGAGCAGGGCGGCGCCCGUCCGCGGGCCGGCACCUGGUCCCUGGGACACUCGCGCCACCUAUCUGGACCGCCAGGCAGUCGGCAGCGGCGGAAAUCGGGCGAUGACAUCGUCAAGCAGGCGGGCGGCGCCCCUCCGACGCCCACGGCGCCCUCCCCGGCGCCCACCGACUCGCCGAGCAAGAAGUCGUCGCUGCUGGACUCGUUCCGACCCCGCUCAAAGUCGGACGCGACACGCUCCAUGAGACGGCCCAACAUCAUCAGCUCCAUGAAGACAUCGAUUCAGCAGCACAGCAUUGUCGGCGCCGGUCCGCCGGCAGGGAAGGCGGUGCCGCCGGCGUCUCUGCCGACCUCUCCGCAGGCGGCGGACGCCCUGGAGCCCCCGCAGCGGCACCGGGCUCGCUCCGGCUCCGAGUCCUCCAAGUCGGCAAUGCGGAGCGUCAUCGACCGUCUGCGAGGCCGCUCCCAGUCGGUGGUCGAGUCGGACAAACGCAAGUUCGCGGUAAGUCCGCCGCGCGGCGCUGGCGUCGCCCUUUCUCUGGCUGUUGGGGGAGGGUGA